GUGGCAUAACAUUUUUAUAAUGUACGGGCGGAAGGUUAACAUUUGUUAACACAAUAGUGCUCCCCCCACCAUCCCUCUUGAGUAAAGCAGCAGAAAAGGGGGAAAGUUGAGCGAGACAGACAAAUAGGCGCGAUGUUUAUUAUCGUUUUUAAUUGAUCAUCAACAUCUGAGAUCUGAGGCUUUGUUUUGGCGGAGAGACCAGACCGAUGGGACUCGAGUGUGUCAGACAUAAUAUACGUACUUGUGUGAAUCGAGGGUUUCGUGUGAGAGAGCUUAACCUACUGCUACAACUAUGGAUGAGAACACAGUUCUGGAGGCUUUGCAGCAGCAUUUCAAGUUCGCCACAUUUAAAUCGCAACUGCAACAGAAUGCUGUUAUGGAAAUUGUCAAAGGUGAGAAUGAUGUUUUGGUUUCAAUGCCGACCGGAUCUGGGAAGUCACUAUGUUAUCAACUGCCAGCUGUGUUGAAGCCUAACAAAAUCACAAUAGUUUUCUCACCUUUACUAGCUUUAAUUAAGGAUCAAAUCGAUCAUAUGUUGGCUUUAAAGAUUAGGGCAGCUUCCUUGAACUCAAAAACUCUCAAAGCAGAGAGGGAAGCUUUGCUGAUGGACCUUAAGACCACCACCCCCAAUACACGUCUUCUCUAUAUCACUCCAGAGCAGGCUGCAACAAACACAUUCAAAGAACUCUUCAAAAAUUUAACGAAAUUCAAUAAGGUUGCGUACCUUGUAGUGGAUGAGGCUCACUGCGUGAGCCAAUGGGGACACGAUUUUCGCCCGGAUUAUCUCAAAUUGGGCGAGCUGAGAAACGACAACAAGAUUCCUGUUAUUGCGUUAACAGCGACGGCAGGGGUUGAGGUAACAAAAGAUAUUGUGAACAGUCUAAAGUUGUCAAUAGAUCAUAGAAAAUUCAAAACUUCGAGUUUUCGAAGUAAUCUGUACUAUGACGUGUUUUAUCAGAACAUAGUCGACGAUAUGUACAAGCAUUUGAAAGACUUCAUAUUGGAAUGUUUGAACUCCGAGGAGGAAAAGGAACUGCCGAAGGAGGAAAGGUCCUGCGGCAUAGUUUACUGCAGAACUCGCGAACAAACCGAAAUCAUUGCGGAGAAAUUGAAUUCUAUGGGAAUUAGGUCGCAGUGUUAUCACGCGGGUUUGAAGAAUAAGGAGAGAUUGGAUUUCCAGGAACAAUGGCAGAGCGGCGAUUAUCCUGUAAUUUGCGCGACUAUAAGCUUCGGUAUGGGCGUGGACAAAUCGAGCGUUCGCUUCGUCAUACAUUGGGGCAUUCCAAAAGAUCCUGCCUCUUACUAUCAGGAGUCCGGGAGGGCCGGACGUGACGGGAAGCCGUCCAAGUGCAGAAUAUAUUAUAAUAAAGCCGACAAAAAAGCAGUUGAAUUUCAUUUAACCCGAGAUCUUGGUAAAGCGCAAGACAACGUUUCCAAAAAAUUGAACGCUCAAUCUGCAAUGAACGGUUUUGCAAAAAUCGUCCAAUAUUGCGAAACGGUUCUGGAAUGCAGACAUAAGUUAUUCUCGAAAUAUUUCGGAGACCCGCCGCCAAAUUGCAUGAAGAAUUGCGAUAUAUGCACUAAUAGAAAAGUGGUGGCCGACAUGGUUGAGUUGUUCCACACGAAGAACAUCCAGUUCAGCACGACCCAGGAAAAUGUGGACUUUGAGGAUAUGUACGGAGGUGGACGAAAGGGACAAAACGAUGAACUUGAAAAUUACGGAAAUGAGUGCGAGUCUGAUGGUGAGAGGGAAUCCAAGGCGAAAAAGCAGACAGACGAGUUCAUUAAGAAGCAGUUUGCCAUAAGGAAGAAUCCAAAGGAAGCUUCGCAUAAUACUAUGGACAAGUUACUUCAGAAGAACGCUCGGGUUCUUUCCGCCGCAUCUACAGGUAGUAAAGUAAAGGGUCUUAGCUUAGUCAAUCGGGAGCAAUACCUGACCAAAAUCACUGACACCCUUUAUGAUAAUUACAUACAAUGCGCCACGAAUCCCCUAUUCGAUAGAAAGGACGUAGAAGAUUGUAGUGCCAAUUUGGAAUAUGGUGUGUUUUCUACCACUACUAAUAUUACAAUGUAUCGAAGCGCUUUAGCCAAACUAAUUGCGUUCAUCAAAAAGUGCACCACUGAUGGACAAAUUCACGAGGCUCUGGCCACGCACGAAGUUCAACCGGCCAAGAACGAAACUCUGUCAGAUCUCUUUAGGAACAUCAAAAAAGAUCAGACGAUACGGAAAAGAAAGCAGGAUAAUCAAGAACCUGAGGACAACAAAAAACUAAAAACUUGCUUUGUGAAAGCCAGCGAACUGAUACAGAUGGAAGUCGAACCACCGGAGGACGAAGGGGAAAACACUAUAACCAAUUACUUUAAGAAGACCAAUAUCAACAAGUUUUCCGAAUUAAUCGACUCCGAACAUAAAAGUGACCUGCAAAAACAUGAAGAAAUCGUACCAGAAAAUAAUAAAUCGAAUGAACUAGAAGUUACGAAAAGUGAUGAAUCCAAUGUGUCGAGCGUUGAUAAAGACGUAAUGCUCAAAGUCAGGGAAGAAGAGAGCGUCUCUCGCAUCGAGGAUUUAGAGCGCAAAACAGAAGAUGCUUUGCGAAGUAAAUCGAAUAACAACUGUCACGUUAAGAGCAAGCCCAAAGUAGUUCCGGUAUCAAAACCUCAACCUGUUCCCAAACCUUCUGAGAAGCCAAAAGUCGAAGGUCAAUCAACCUCUACAAAGGAUAUCAACUCGAAGGUGAAAAAACUUUUCGGAGCUGAUUCGGAUAAUGAACAGUCAGACACAAAUAAAUAUACUCCCAACAAAAUCGACGACAAAGAUAAGUCGAAGAAGUUGAACAAAGUCAAUGCUGGUGUUCUGGUAGUUAAACUCUUAAAUCCUGCCUUCAGCGAAGGCCGCUUCGAGUCCAAAGAAACCUUCAAAUCUAUAUCAAGAGCUAUUACUCAUGCAUUUAUUGGCAAAGAUGUGAACGACAUCAAAAUGUAUGUGCGAAACUUCCUGGAGAAGAACCAAGUGAUUACCUCAAAGACUGAAGUGUAAAAUAUUUAGUUGUAUGUGUAAAUAGCCGCUUCUUAGCUUCUCUUUUUCUCAAUACACACAAUAACGAACAAAAAGAAAAUCGUCAAGUUUAGUUCGCAGAAACACACUGAAAUUAAUUGAUGGAUGCCAUCAAUAAUGCAAUGCAAUGUAAGUUUAAAAAACUUAGCAAAGAAAUCCAGUCUCAAGAACGGCACUAGAUCAUCAAUAUAUUUGUAAUUAAAGAUUAUAUAUAUAAAAAUAAUUAAAGCCAACUAGA
Molecule: messenger RNA, 3293 nt
Organism: Nicrophorus vespilloides
Lineage: Eukaryota; Metazoa; Arthropoda; Insecta; Coleoptera; Silphidae
Product: ATP-dependent DNA helicase Q5
Exons: 11
Coding region: 293-3037 (914 amino acids)
Biological process (GO): double-strand break repair via homologous recombination
Cellular component (GO): chromosome; cytoplasm
Molecular function (GO): four-way junction helicase activity; 3'-5' DNA helicase activity; nucleic acid binding
Source: RefSeq, a predicted model, not a curated record